Aspergillus chevalieri is the source of this 1791-nucleotide messenger RNA. Its product is annotated as SPRY domain-containing protein. Gene Ontology annotation, cellular component: Set1C/COMPASS complex. Gene Ontology annotation, molecular function: transcription cis-regulatory region binding; protein binding. NCBI's taxonomy places the organism in Eukaryota, Fungi, Ascomycota, Eurotiomycetes, Eurotiales, Aspergillaceae. The record is from RefSeq and is a predicted model, not a curated record. The transcript has a single exon. The coding region runs from base 1 to 1791 and encodes 596 amino acids.
AUGGCAUCUGUGCAGUCAACAGGCGUUUCUGCGCCCACCUCGAACGUUAACUCCCCGAGGGGGACGCCAUCCUUUAAUGGUGCAGGUCUAGAUUUGAACCCGAGUUCCUCACCAGCUCCUCCCAGUAAUGCGUCAGCGCAGCUCGACUCGAAAUCAAAGCGCAACAAGCGUGAUAGUCGCAAGAAGCGAGAAGCCAAGGGUCUAGACCAGGAAAGCGCGCCACCACCAAAGAAGAAGAGUGCUGUCGUACAGAACAUUGCGCUUCCGAGCUCUGAUCUCAGUAUACUAAGGCCUCUACUCCUUGCCGAACCCAAACAUUCAGACUUACUACCGCCACAGCCACGGCAGAUGAAUCCCGUGACCAGAAAGUCAUCAAGCACAAACAAUCAGCAAUGGGACUUUUAUGAAGUGGUGGACAAACUUACAAAUAAGAAUGGUUUCCGCUAUAGCUAUGCCAUAGCUGACCCAGGAUUCCCGCAUAUCAAGUACCGUCAGACCGAUCUUCACCCAUAUCAUGCACGUUUCAGUUUCGAAGACUCUCCCGCUGCGAUCCAAUUCUCUAAAGACGCCCUUGCCGUUACUACCCCCGAGCCAUGGCAUACUGCACGAGCAAAUGUAUGCGCGCGUGAAGGGACAUAUUACUACGAGGCACGUAUCAUAAGCGGUGUGGUCAAUGAUCCUCAAGCACCACCAACGAAUGGAAACUCCAAGACACUGUCAAGAGGCCAUGUUCGCCUUGGGUUUGCACGACGAGAGGCUGAUCUUGACGUAAACGUCGGCGUUGAUUGCUACGGGUAUGGGAUUCGCGAUGUGAACGGGGAAGUGGUCAAUCGAAUGCGCUGCGAGCACCUCUUCCCCAAAGGCGAGUCUAUCCGUGAAGGCGAUGUAAUUGGCAUGCUCAUCACCCUCCCACCAUUGUCCCUCCACAAGAAGAUCGUGGAAGGCACAUACGAUCCUGCAGUCGACAGCAACGCUUCCGCGCAAAACUCAGAGCAUCCCUACAGUUCCAACAUCAUCCGUGACCGUAUACCCUUCCAUUACAAAAACGACUUUUGCUGGCAACAAUCAAACGUAUUCCCAACAAAGCAUCUCCGCGACUAUGCCUAUAACCUGAAAGACACGCCCAGUCAGGGACCCCCAUCACCAUUGAACAGUGAAGAUGCCUCCAUGCGCACACUGCCAGGGUCUAGCAUCACAAUAUUCAAAAACGGUGUCAAAAUGGGCACGCCGUUUAAGGAGUUAUACGCAUUCCUCCCACCUGCUAGUCGUCUCGCAAACGGCACCAACAAUUUGGGCCUAGGGGAGCGAGAAAACGCAGACGAUGGGAUGAUCGGAUACUAUCCCGCAGUUAGCUGCUAUGGCGGCGGUGCGGUCGAAUGUCGCUUCGAGGGUCCUUGGUGGUUUGGCCCACCGUCUGAGACCGAGAACGGUGAACCCGUGCGGCCCAUGGGCGACCGGUUCAAUGACCAGAUCGUCGAGGAUGUCAUGGCGGACAUUGUUGACGAGGUCGAGGCUAUGAUGGUCUGGGGUGGCGUGGAUGGUGAUGUCGUUGGGAAUGCGCAGAUGGAUAGCACUGAGUCCGGUGCUGUUGGCGGUUCGGAGGUUUUGAAGGGCGGGGUUGGGGCUGCGUUUGAAUCAGCUGGGUCUACAGGAGGUAAUAAUACUCCUACGACUGGGGUGGCUGAUGGAGCGGAGCAUACUGCAUUUGAAGACGCUGGUACGCCAAAUGUUGAGACGUCAGACGUGAAGGUUGAAGAUGCUGCUGUUAAUCAGGACAUUGAGAUGUCUUGA